CUCUCUCUCUCUUUCCCUCUCUACGGGAUGGCUCAAAUCAAAUGCGGAAGUUUACACCCAGUAAUGCUGGUGCCGCCACUAGCUGGAUGAUUUGAGUGUUGACAUGACAGUUGAGCUGUAGCCAGGGGAAGAAGAAGCGACUGGUCGCUGACAGGGAGGCGGCACGAGUCCGCAGGAGAACCACCAAAUCCAGCGCGGGCGGGCGGACUGGACUUUAGACUCACUUAUGGCUUCUCUGGGCAGCGCAGAGCGACGGGCUUUCGCUCUGAAAAUCAACAGACACUCUUCUGCAGAGAUCAGACGACACUUCGGUGGAAACCAUGGCGUUCAGCACAGUCGAAGCAACUCCAAUGCUUCAGCCUCAAUAUGCCUUACUGUGCCUCCGUCGUAUGAAGCGGUGGAGCCCUUGGACCUGGAAGAAUUCCUGAUGUCACAGUUAAGAAGUGCAGACUCAGCCCUGAUGCAGGAACUAGGAGACUUCCCGGAUGAUGACCUGAACGUGGAGCAGGUGGAGAAGGAGUGCCGGACUGUUCGCCCCUCUGUCCCUGAAGAUGGAGUGGAGUUGGAGCCGCAUGUAAGAGACUGCGUCAAGAGUUACACCCAGCCGUGGUUCGUGGUUUCCAGAAGGUGCCAGGGGGAUGGCUGGAGUGCAUAUUCAGAGCGAGCUGGCCUACACAAACUCCUCCGGAAACAGACCUUUGAGUCUGACGUCCAGCCAGAGGACCAAGAGAAGCCAGUUAAGUCUCCGACUCUAGCAAGCCUGAGUGAUGACUCUGGCCGCACGUUGACCUCCUCUGACUUUAACUUGCGGUGUUUGACCCCGGACCAGAGAGUGGAGGGAUUGCUGGCCUUCAGCAGCCACGAGGAGCUGGACCGCCUCAAUCAGGAGGCACGGCAGGGAAACAGACACCCCGAGCUGUUUGCUCUGUACCCACCCGCAGACGAGGAUGAUGCUGUUGAGAUCCGACCCAUCCCUGACUGCCCCAAAGAACACACUGGAGACCGCAUCCUGAUCCGAUGCCAGGCCAUCAAGUUUGAGAUUGACAUAGAGCCAUUAUUUGCCACCAUGGCCUUAUACGACCUGAAAGAGAAGAAAAAGAUAUCGGAGAACUUCUACUGUGAUCUGAAUUCAGAGCAAUUUAAAAACUUCUUAAAACCUCACACUCCACAUGUGGAUCAGUCUACCCUGGCCAGGUCUGCCAUCUUCUCAAUCACCUACCCGUCCCCAGAUAUCUACCUGGUCAUCAAGAUUGAAAAGGUUCUCCAGCAGGGUGAGAUCAGCGACUGUGCUGAUCCCUACAUGACAUUAAGGGAAUGUGACUCCACAAAGAGCAAGGACAAGGCUGAGAAGCUGAGAACCCAGGCAGAGACGUUCUGCCAGAGGCUGGGUCGCUAUCGCAUGCCUUUUGCCUGGGCAACAGUCAAUAUUAUGGAGGUCGUCUCCACUGCUACUAUAGACCGAGAUGUCACCGACUCUGACAGCUUGAAAGGAGGUAAAUCCAGCAGCAUUGACCGGAGAGCACAGUUUCCCAGGAGGAAUUCUGAACGUUACAGCACCAUCGAUGAUCAGUUUUGUAACAUUUCCGCCUUCAAACCUGCUACCAUCACUAUCAGCACCAUCUUUAAGCAGGAGGGAGAUCGGUUGAGUGAUGAGGAUUGUCUCAAGUUCUUGUCUGAAAUCAAGAAAACCUCGACUCCACAGAGGAGAACCAAGACAAUACCAGGUUCCAUAAAAGUGGAUAUGUCUCCAGUCCACGACACACCAGUGGCAACUUUGUCCACUGAACUCAUCCCUCUGAUACCUGUGGCUGAGAAAAACAUUCGGCCCGUCAAAGAGGUGCUGGAGUUCGCAUCCAGUGAAGUUUACGUCCCUCACAACAUUUACAGGAACCUGCUCUAUGUCUACCCUGAGAGGCUAAACUUUGUCAACAGGCUCACAUCAGCAAAAAACAUAACCAUCAAAAUCCAGUUUAUGAGCGGAGAGGACCAGACCUGCUGUCUUCCUGUCAUUUUUGGGAAAUCAAAUGGCCCUGAAUUUUUAUCAGAAGUCUACACCCCUGUUACCUACCAUAACAAGUCCCCAGAUUUCUACGAGGAAGUGAAGUUGGCUGUCCCGGCCCGUCUGACGGAGAGACACCACCUGCUGUUCACUUUCUACCACAUCAGCUGCCAGCAGAAACAGAACCAGAGUUGCUGUGAAACACUCAUUGGAUACUCAUGGCUGCCCAUGUUGAAUAAUGACCGACUUCAGACUGGUCAGUUCUGUCUGCCCAUUGCCUUGGAGCGACUACCUCCCAACUAUUCCCUGCACGUGCCAGAGAAACUUCCCCAGCAGACCCCUCCAGUCAAGUGGAUGGAGAGUCACAAAGGACUGUUCAACCUCGAGAUCCAGGCAGUUUCAUCUGUGCACACACAAGACAACCACCUGGAGCGUUUCUUCACCCUCUGUCACGCCCUGGAGGGUGGAGCCACAUUCCCGCUGCGGGUCAGGGAGGAGAAGAUUCCAGAGAACAAGCUAGAGCACGAGCUGAAGCUCAGCAUCAUCUCCCUGUCCUCCUCCAGUUUAGAGCCGCUUGUCCUCUUCCUCCAUCUAGUGCUGGAUAAGCUUUUCACACUCAUCAUGCAGCCGAUGGUCAUCGCUGGCCAGACAGCCAAUCUAGCCCAGAUAGCCUUUGAAUCAGUGGUGUCGAUUGUCAACAGUCUACACAACAGUCAGGAGCUGAUCAGAGACCAGCAAGGGAGAAACAGCCUCCUGGCAACCUACCUGUACUGGGUGUUUCGUCUUCCUGAUCCUCCUCAAGAUGUGCAGAAUGCAGGUUCAGUCAGUAUGAUACCUUCAGCAGAGAGCCGCUACAGCACCAUGGGCCGGGCCACAGCAGCAACAGUAGGCAGUAUGCUACUCCAGUCCAGGAUCCGCAGCAGCAGCAAUCCUGACAUCCCUGCUCCACACACCUCUGCUGAAGAUGCUGAGGUCAAAGACAUCCUAAAGGGCCACAACAACCCAGGCAGCCGCAUGUCCACAUAUGGGGAAGUAAGCAACCACCAGAACUUCACAGGAAGCACCAGGCCCUCCAAUAGGAAGCAGUUUCAUGAGGAAUUGGCCCUGCAGAUGGUCGUCAGCACCGGGGUCUGCAGAGAGAAUGCGUACAAAUACGCCUGGUUCUUCUUUGAGCUGCUGGUGAAAAGCAUGGCUCAGCAUGUGUCUCAUCUCGACAAGCACAGUGUUCCUCGAAGGAGCCGCUUCUCGGAUCGAUUUAAGGAUGACAUCACCACUAUUGUCUCUGUGGUUACAGCUGAGAUUGGGACCAUCCUUGUCAAACAACAUAAGGAGGUAGAGCAAGCAGAGAAAGUCAACAUCAGUCUGGCCUUCUUCCUCUACGACCUGCUUUCUCUCAUGGACCGAGGAUUUGUCUUUCAGCUGGUGAAAAACUACUGCAACCAGAUGUCAGCUAAGAAUGUGUCGAUGCCAACACUGAUCAGCAUGCGUCUGGAGUUUUUGCGAAUCUUGUGCAGUCACGAGCACUACCUCAACCUGAGCCUCUUCUUCAGCAGCCCUGCCUCCGCUCCUGCCUCACCAUGUCCCUCUAUCUCCUCACAGAGUUCUGGCUCGAUCGGUUUCCAGGAGCAGCAGAGGAUAUUGGCGCUGUUUGAGCUUUCUCAGGAGUUCAAGCAGCAGCACUACCUCACUGGCCUGCUGCUGACAGAGCUCAGUGCAGCCCUGGACAUGGAGUCAGAGGGGGGAAAGGUCCAGAGAAAGGCCAUCAACGCCAUCUACAGUCUGCUAUGUUCUCAUGAUCUUGACCAUCGCUGUAUCAAACCUGAAGUCAGAGCCAAGGUUGCAGCCCUCUACCUCUCCCUGGUGGGGAUAAUCAUCGACUCCACCAACUAUCUGGACUUCACUGUUUCUGACACACGCAGCGGGAAAAACAAGACGGGUGGACCUGAGGAUGACCUUGAAAAUGUCCCACCCAUCAAUCAGUCUGUUGCCAUGGCAAUCGCCGGGAACCCCUUCAACACGCUGGGACGGAAUGUUCUUGUUUCCAUGGCAGCCAUGCAAAGUAAAUCCAUCGCCGCCCUUGCAGCAGACACCAGUCGCCACCUGUUGGUGUGUUUCCUGUGGGUGAUGAAGAACGCUGACAGGAGUGUGAUUCAGCGCUGGACCAUAGAUAUGCCUCCCUCACAGCUAAACAAGCUGCUGGAGCUCCUCACUAUCUGUGUGUCCUGCUUUGAGUACCGGGGUAAACAGAGCAGCGACAAAGUGAGCACCCAGGCCUUACAGAAAUCCCAGCAGGCUAAGCUGCAGCUGGAAGAAGCCUUGCUGAGAGGAAUGGGAGCCCGCGGGGAAAUGAUGAAACGAGUUGGAGGAAUGGAUAGGACCAUGGGCCAGAGGGAGCAUCUACGAUGGAGGAAAGACCUCACUCAGUGGAGACAGACCAAUGACAGACAGGAUAAGACUAAAGCAGAGUUGGACCAGGAGGCUCUGAUCUGUGGGAACUUAGCCACAGAGGCUAACCUUAUUGUGUUGGACCUGCUGGAAACCAUCGUACAGGCAGUGCCAUUGGCUGACUGUAAGGACAGCGUGGUUGGUGGGGUGUUGAAGGUGUUACUCCACUCUCUCACCUGCAACCAGAGCACCACUUUCCUCUCUCACACCUUCAGCACACUCCGAGCGCUUGUUGUCAAGUUUGGGGACUUGUUGUUUGAGGAGGAGGCAGAGCAGUGUGCAGACCUAUGCCAGAAGGUGCUUCAGUACUGCAGCAGCCCUGUCGAUGAGAACAGGAGCCAGGCCUGUGCUACCCUCUACCUCAUCAUGAGAUACAGCUACAGCAACGCCAGUAACUUCUCCAGAGUGAAAAUGCAGGUCACCAUGUCUCUGGCCUCGCUAGUGGGUAAAUCUUCAGACUUCCAGGAGGAAUACUUGAGACGCUCUCUCCGCACCAUCCUGGCCUACGCUGAGGAGGACACUGAGAUGCAGAGCACUCAGCUGCCCUCACAGGUGGAUGAGCUUCUGAGAAACCUUAACAGUAUUCUGUCAGACACAGUAAAGAUGAGGGAGUUCCAGGAAGAUCCGGAAAUGCUCAUGGAUCUCAUGUACAGGAUAGCAAAGGGCUACCAGACGUCUCCUGACCUUCGUCUGACCUGGCUGCAGAACAUGGCAGAGAAGCACAACAACAGGAAAUGUUACACCGAGUCGGCCAUGUGUCUGGUGCAUGCUGCUGCCCUGGUGGCCGAGUAUCUCAGCAUGCUGGAGGAUCAUAAGUACCUGCCUGUUGGCAGCGUCACCUUCCAGAACAUCUCUCCCAACGUGCUGGAGGAAUCAGCGGUGUCGGAUGACAUCCUGUCCCCUGAUGAGGACGGGGUGUGUUCAGGACGCUACUUCACAGAGAGCGGCCUGGUGGGACUGCUGGAGCAGGCAGCUGAGCUGUUCAGCAAUGGUGGUCUCUAUGAGGCGGUGAAUGAGGUCUACAAGAUUAUCGUUCCAAUCCUAGAGGCUCACAGGGAUUUCAGAAAACUUGCAUCCACUCAUGACAAGCUACAAAGAGCAUUUGAUAACAUCAUACAGAAGGGCCAUAAGAGGAUGUUUGGAACUUAUUUCCGGGUUGGUUUUUAUGGGGCCAAGUUCGGGGACCUGGAUGGACGAGAAUUCAUUUACAAGGAGCCGGGGAUCACACAUCUGCCUGAGAUAUCACACCGGCUGGAGAACUUCUACAGCCAGUGUUUUGGAGAGGCGACAUUAGUGAUGAUCAAGGAUUCUACACCAGUGAACAGGAAACAGCUGGACCCUAGCAAGGCAUAUAUCCAGAUCACUUAUGUGGAGCCCUACUUCGAUGACUACGAGAUGAAAGACCGGCUGACAAACUUUGAGAAAAACUUCAACCUGCGGCGCUUCAUGUACACCACGCCUUUCACCAAGAGCGGACGACCGCGGGGUGAACUCAACGAGCAGUACAAGAGAAAGACCAUCCUCACCACCAUGCACGCCUUCCCUUAUGUCAAAACUCGCAUCAAUGUCAUCCAGAAAGAAGAGUUUGACCUGACUCCCAUCGAGGUUGCCAUAGAAGACAUGCAGAAGAAGACGAGGGAGCUAGCCGUGGCCACACAUAGAGAACAGCCUGAUGCUAAGAUGUUACAGAUGUUGCUACAAGGCUCUGUGGGAGCUACUGUUAACCAGGGCCCAUUGGAGGUGGCCCAGGUCUUCUUGAAUGAGAUCCCAGCGGACCCGAAGCUCUUCCGUCACCACAAUAAGCUGCGCCUGUGUUUCAAAGAGUUUAUAAUGAGGUGUGGGGAGGCAGUUGAGAAAAACAAGCACCUCAUCACAUCAGACCAGAAAGAGUACCAGCAGGAGCUGAAGAAGAACUACAACCGGCUGAGGGAGAGCCUGAGGCCUAUGCUGGAGAGGAAGAUCCCCGAGCUGUAUAAACCCAUCAUCAGGCCCCGGCUGGAGAACAGGGAUUCCUUCAAACGUUUAAGUUUCCGCAGAAAUCAGGAGGAAAACUCCUGAGAUGCCACAGCUUGUCUGAGAGAGAGAGAGAGAGAGAGAGCUACAGGGAGGAAGGGGAGUCUGUCACACAACCGAGACAGGAAAAGAGAAGAUAAGAUGAAAGAGCACAAAAGACAAGGAAGGGAACUGCUGAUGAUACCCCUGCACUUCUCUGCGCUGGAGCAGCACAAUGUGUCCAUAGUGACAGACUGAGUCUCUCAACAGUCCAGCAGUGUUUAUUGAUGUCCACUGUUUGUCUACUUUUAUGAUUUCAUGGUUGUUUGUUACAGGAAGCACAGCAGACUGAGCAUAUAAAUUAGAGAGGUGUGAAUCUUAGCAAAGUGUAGCUUUUAGAGCAUUUCACUGUAAAAUCUUCAGAUGCAUUAGCUCUGUCGAUUUCCUUUUUAUAGAAAACUGCAAGUCCUAAUAAUGCUGCAAUCAUUUCCUCUGGGUUUCUAAAGACGGUAUCCCUCCGAUAUUCCUGCUGUCCCAGGGACUGUAUGUGUGCUAAUGAUGCUUGUGACCUGUCUGUAUGUGCGUGUAAAUGUGUGAAUGGAUAUGUGUUUACUUUGGUAAUGUUUGAGGCAGAAGAUUUUGGUGCCAUACUGGAGUCACUUUGUACUCAGUGACGUGAAAUGAUUCUGUUAUGUGCUUAAGAGCCUUUGAAAUACUUCCUGUGUGUGACAUGUGCCAGGUGGAACAGUGUAUUGACGGAUUUGCACUGGAAAUAUAGACACAAUUUCCUUUGUUAAAGGAGGCUAUUCUUGUGUAAUUUUGUUAGACAUAUAUGGCCUAGCUCAGUAGCUAAUCAAAGAGUUUAACUUAUUAAGAGUUGUGAUUUUGCAGGACAAUAGACUCAUCUGAGGCUCUACAUUACACAUAUCUUACCUGUUAUUCCACAUUUUGUACAUAUUAGAGGUAUUGCAUCAAAUAGUUACAGAGAUGUUUACAAAGGUAUGAAAAACUAUUUUGCAUUUUAUUUUAUUGAAAGGUAUUUUUUAGAUCAAUGAUAGCAAUAACCACAAGUGAAAAUACUUAGAUCAGUGGCUCAUUGUACUGACACAAUCUCAUCAUGAGUUCCAGUAGUUUCAAACAGGUUUGUAAAUAGACAACAUACAACACAACAGUGCCAAAUUUAUUUAUGUAGGAGCUCAGAUGCUUAACUAGAAAUACAAUAUUUUGAAAAUUCACACCAUUUGGAUGUUUUUUGCAGUGUGAAUUAUGUUUACUCAAUUUUUCAGAUUACAUUCCAGUGGAAAAAGUAUUAAUUUGUGGAAAAAUUAUUUUAAUAGACAUCCAUGAAACAACUCUUCUGUGGUGUAAAGUUGCAGUUCAUACUGUAUUUCAAUAAAAGAGUUUUGUUUUUCAGAAAUGGAGGUACAUUAUUUACCUUGAUAAUACUCAUUUGAUCAUGUUUUGAUCUAGGUACACCCCCUAUUUAUGAACUGUUGCAUUUUUUUUUAUGGCUGAACAAGAUGAAAGGGUUACAAUAAACGUAUUAAUCAUGUGUAUUAUUUAAAAAGUACUCCCAUUUUUGAAACACAUCAUAGGCUACUCUAAGUUGUUAUUAUUUGAUAUGUGGCUUUCAACCACUGGAAACUGCAUUUUUUUUAUCUGUCAUUUAAUGUCCUUACCUGUUGUGUUUUAUCAUGUGGAGCUCUAACUUGUCAUGCAUAUAAUGCUGUUGAAACACCGGAAUAAAACCUAAUAUAUGCACAUUUGUCA
Notolabrus celidotus (New Zealand spotty) is the source of this 8206-nucleotide messenger RNA. RefSeq names its product dedicator of cytokinesis 8 (gene dock8). The record is from RefSeq and is a predicted model, not a curated record. Gene Ontology annotation, biological process: positive regulation of T cell migration; positive regulation of establishment of T cell polarity; small GTPase-mediated signal transduction. NCBI's taxonomy places the organism in Eukaryota, Metazoa, Chordata, Actinopteri, Labriformes, Labridae. Bases 227 to 6502 code for a protein of 2091 amino acids. Gene Ontology annotation, molecular function: guanyl-nucleotide exchange factor activity. The transcript has 49 exons. Gene Ontology annotation, cellular component: cell leading edge.